Ilyonectria robusta is the source of this 791-nucleotide messenger RNA. RefSeq lists its product as uncharacterized. NCBI's taxonomy places the organism in Eukaryota, Fungi, Ascomycota, Sordariomycetes, Hypocreales, Nectriaceae. The record is from RefSeq and is a predicted model, not a curated record. The transcript has 3 exons. Bases 1 to 579 code for a protein of 192 amino acids.
AUGCCAGGAGGGACGGAGGAGAGGGAGGCGAGAGAAGCGCGGUUCGGUGGGAUGCAGGAUGAAGUCACACCACGGUCUGGGGCCGAGAGGAGAAAAACGGAUACUGCGGAGGUCGGAGGUGUGGGGAGAGAGGAUGGAGGAGGGUGGAGGGGGGCGAGCGAUGGACGGUGGGCGGUGGGUGGAGGCGGCGGGCGGCAGGAUGACGACGAUGGUGAUGCGAUGGCGAUGGCGAUGUUGAGGUUGAGGAUGCGACACGCAAGUUACACUGGGCACACUCGGUGCUCCUCGUUUCUUUCUUCGCCCUGUCUCUGUGUGCGUGGGGCUUCGUACGUCCGUGGCGUGCGAGCGUCGGGCCUGGGCGCCUUGGGUGAGCACAGCGUGGCACGGACGCGGCAGGAAAGAGAAGCAGGGAGACGGACGCCCAACCCGGUUGGCUGGAUGAGUGCUCGAUGGCUGGCUGACGGGCUGACGCGAGACCGAGUACACUACGUCAACAACCGCCCAGCCCGUCGCGGCGAAUUGGACGCCCGCACUGUGCCGCAGAGUGUUGAUCUGGCCUGGAUCUCAUGCACUCCCUGAAGCAAGAAGCAACCACUUCCAGUGUGAGAUCGGACGCGCCAGAAGAGGGGCCAAAAAAAUAAAAUAGGGGAUUGCUUUCCAGGAUUGCUUUUUGGGCCUGCAACAUGUCCCAGUCUCCACGCCUGCUGGUUGGCUCGGGGCUCUUCCCUUGCAGCCACCAUGUCAGCCGUGGUUUCACACGCUGCCGAGAGUGCCAAAGGACGGCAUAAAAC